AUGGCACGUUUGGGAAGGGAGGCCACACAAGAUGACUUCCUUUACGAUGAUCGUUGGACCAAAGAGGUGGACAACCUGUUCAUAGACCUCCUUGUAGAGGCACAUUUUGGUCUUGAAUGGAGGCAUGGCAGACCAGGUUCGCAUGUAUUCGCCUACUGCCGUGGUGUAUUGCUAGCAGAUCUCGGGGCAAACUUCACGGUCAGUGAAGUCGAGGAAAGGUUCGAUUUCCUUCACAAGCGUUUUCGAGUCUUUAUUUGGAUGCUACGAAAACAUGGAUUGCAUCACUGCGUCCAAUCCAACGUCCUCACGGCUCCGGUAGCAGUGGACCCGCGUUGGCCGGACAUACGAUACUUGUUCACUGAGGUCUACGAAGCCAGCGCAAAUCCACCGGAUGUGUUGGACCAAAAUUCGACGAAUGCAAAUUAUGUAGCAGCCUUGUACGAACAGUCGUACGUGUUUGAGCUGAGUUCCCUUACCAAUGACCCACUUCUAAAUGGUUCAAUUGGAACCAACAUUCACCAACCAAGAUGUGCCCGAGAACGUCAGGAUUCAUCCGAAGGCUCAGUCAACACCCACACCCAUGUGAGCAAUCAAAGGCGGGGGAGCCGCACACCAAUGCGCAUUCCCCGACCACCACGUAAGUCGGCCCCAUCUUCAUGCAAAGGAUCUUCCAGUGACCCACCUACCUAG
Messenger RNA from Striga asiatica, 690 nucleotides. The record is from the annotation of a GenBank genome assembly. NCBI's taxonomy places the organism in Eukaryota, Viridiplantae, Streptophyta, Magnoliopsida, Lamiales, Orobanchaceae.